AUGUUUAGAGUAUUUCGUCGUUGUCAUUCGACGCUCGGCUUUGUGUUUGACAUCGACGGCGUGCUUCUCAAGGGCCAGAAUGCCAUCCCUGCGGCAACAGAUACCCUCAACACGUUGCAGGCCCAAAAGAUACCCUUUAUCUUACUCACCAACGGGGGCGGCGUGUUGGAGUCGGCCAGGUGUGAAUUUAUCUCGCAGAAGCUGAAACUGCGCUCGCCCCUGCUGUCGCGGCAAAUUGUGCAGUCCCACACGCCGCUGCGCACUCUCGUCAACAAGCACCGCCGGGUCCUGGUGGUGGGUGGUCCAGCCGACUCGGCCCGAGGGGUCGCCCAGGAAUAUGGGUUCCGCGAGGUGCUAAGGCCCAUCGACCUGAUCAGAGCCAAUCCGAAAAUCUGGCCGUUCCACAAAUAUACCAAGCAGGAGAUCGACGAGUGGUCGUUAGAGCCAGAAAUCAGCAAGGUGGAUGUCAAUGGAGAGAACGAGCCAAUCGACUCCAUUAUGGUCUUUAACGACCCGCGCGACAUGGGCUCUGAUUUCCAGAUCAUCAUGGACUUGUUGAAUUCAGAGGGUGGGCUGUUGGGGACACGGCGGACUUACUCGUCGUCCACGCCGUCGGUGCCUAUCAUUUUCUCCAACAAUGACCUGCUGUGGGCCACCGAUUUUAAGCUGCCCCGGUUCGGCCAGGGAGCUUUCAAAAUCAUGAUCCAAGCAUUGUACCAGCAUACAAAUAACGGCCAGCAGUUGCAACAGCUCACUUUGGGAAAACCGUACAAGGUGACAUACCAGUAUGCUCAUCAUGUACUGAUAGACUACUAUGAGAAUCUCCAGAACGCGGAUUUCGAAAGGCCUCCUUGCCUGCCACAGUUGAACGUCGCACCAGCAAAAUCACCUUUCGACAGGGUAUUCAUGGUUGGAGACAACCCGGAAUCAGACAUCCUGGGAGGCAACUCGUACAACUGGGACACUAUUCUGGUGAGGACGGGCGUUUACAAAGACGGGGAUUUUGAGCAAAACCCAAAACUGGCAAAACCAACUUUCGGAACCUUCGAUAACGUCCGGGAUGGUGUGUUCGCUGCCCUAGAAAAAUACGCAUGAUAUCAAAUACAUUAACUCAUCUAAUUAAGCGGGCUCGGCCUCUAUGAUCUAGACCUUGGAUGCGACAGUCUGUUCGCUUUGAAGCUUCAAAGCGUUUCUCUCGUAGCUCUUCUCCUUGCAGCUUUGGAGACCUUUGCACUUGUGACUCUCUAGCAAUCUGUGCUUGGAGCAGAACUUUCCGUUGCAAAAAGAGCAGUCGCCCACCAUCCGCAGCGGCGCAGAGUUGCACGAUUCAAAGCUGCACUUGUUGCUCUUCUUGCUGGACUUUCUUCUCACCUUGGUCUUGGGCUGCUCGACAACAGUUGACUCAUCAUCGGACAGAGCAGAUGACGACUCGUCGAUGCAAGUCAGAUACACAGUGGAAUUCGAGUUCUGUGUGAUUCCAUAGGACUCCAACGACUUGGAAAGCUCCAUCUUCUUUCCGGAAUACCAGACCUUGACUUUCGAUUUGUUAACCCCAGAAUCUGGAGGUAGGGCCACCACGGCAGCCACCUUGAGGUCCCCCACAGUGGAAUUAUCCGGAACGGUGACCUGGAACGCUUGGUCGUUGGACGAUUUGACAGUAACCUUCAUUUGCUAACACACUAAUGGGAAAG
Ogataea polymorpha is the source of this 1691-nucleotide messenger RNA. RefSeq lists its product as uncharacterized. The record is from RefSeq and is a predicted model, not a curated record. Lineage: Eukaryota; Fungi; Ascomycota; Pichiomycetes; Pichiales; Pichiaceae. The transcript has a single exon. Gene Ontology annotation, cellular component: mitochondrion. Gene Ontology annotation, biological process: glycerophospholipid biosynthetic process. The coding region runs from base 1 to 1095 and encodes 364 amino acids.